UCUAUAGAGUGUCCUUCGGCUUCAAUAAUGUAUUUGUAUGAAAACGGAAUGCAGGUUAUUACAACUGGUCAUUUGACAGUUUAUUUCAACAAUUUUUUAAAGUUUACAAGCUUCAUCUUUAUCACAACAAAUUACACAGCGAAUCUGCCUGUACAUCAUCAAAACCUUCUAAGUGAAUAUGGUAUUCUCUUUAAAACUCUUCGAUACAUGGAGAUUGAAGAAGGGUUUAACCUUAUGCAGAAUAUUAUGUUUGAUACCGUAAACUAUCGACAUUUGGGACCUUUGUACACUUAUGAUAUUGACCUCUCAAACGAAGCAAAAUCGGAGAGGCCUAAUGCCUUUUUGAAUGAGUGUGACUUUCAGAGCAACAUAAUAAAUGAGAGUCCUUACUGGACAGUGUUUUGGGAUAUAUAUUCCGCAAAUUUAAAUCAUUCUGGAACGGUAGACAUACAUAGUUACGUAGAUCAAGACCAGCAAUCCUUGGACCAACAGCAACGAAGAUUGUUAAAUGGUGACUUUCGGAAUUAUAUGAAAAAUAACGGUAUAGCAACUUCAGUAAAUGUAAGUUCAUGUAGUGAUAUCACACCGCUUCCAGAUAUUGAUUUUCCUAUACAAGCGCCCAAUGGCUUUCUAUACAAAUGGUGGACAGUUUUUUGGGAUUUAUACUCCGCAAGUUUAAAUCGUCCUGGAACCCUAGAAGCUAAGCGUUAUGUUAAG
Molecule: messenger RNA, 717 nt
Organism: Dentiscutata erythropus
Lineage: Eukaryota; Fungi; Glomeromycota; Glomeromycetes; Diversisporales; Gigasporaceae
Source: the annotation of a GenBank genome assembly